AUGAAUCGUGGAAAACUUUUGAUUAGCUUGGCAUUAAAUAAUGCGGGACCCAAAAACGAUUGUGCCGAAAAUGUUUCUAAUUCGGUUUCAAUUGAAGAAAACACCAUAAAUAAAUCGUUGUCAUAUUUACCAAUUUUUACCGAAGACAAUCAGGAAAUUGGAAAUAUUGCUACAGAAAGUUUUUCCUGUGUAUUAAAUAAUCUACUUCAACAGGGUGAUGAAAUUCAGCAAGUUGAUAAAACAAUUCAAUCGCGUUCCAGUGAUACAUUUAAUGAUGAUCUACUUCAACAAAGUGAUGAAAUUCAGCAAGUUAAUGAAACUGUUCACUCACGUUCCAGUGAUAUAUUUAAUGUUGAUCUACUUCAACAGGGUGAUGAAAUUCAGCAAGUUAAUGAAACUGUUUACUCACGUUCCAGUGAUACAUUUAAUGAUGAUUCUAGACAAGGUAAAGAACAUAAUGCAGAAGACAUAAGACUAACUACUGUAGAACCUACUAUUAUUCAUGAGGAAAACAGUCAGGCAACAGAGGCAGGAGAAGAAAAUACUUCCAAUUCGGAAGCAAGUUCUCGCGAAAAUACAGUUACAACUCUAACAAAACGUGGUACGGAAAGAAAACGAAAAUUGUAUCCAGAGAGCCUAUCCAAGCGCAAAAUAAAAAAGAUGAAGAUGCGAGCUAACCAACACAAUGUACUUCCUGGUUGUAAGUCAACAUGUAAACGUAUGUGUUCUGAAUUAAUACCUGAAGAAAGACGGCAAUGUAUUAAUCAACAUUACUGGAAAUUAUCUUGGCAUGAACAAAAAAUGAUGGUUUUGCACAACUCUUCCAGAAAUGAAGUAAAAAGGCGAAGUAAACAAAACUUUGAAGAUUGUUAUAAAAAAAUGUCUACCUUCAAAUAUUUUUUUAAAGACAAGGAUGAUUCUCAAAUAAACGUGUGCAAAACAUUUUUCCUAACAACUCUGGGUUAUAAAAGGCAUUGCGAUUGGAUAGUUAGUAGUGUCUACAGUCGUAAAUCCUUGCCAGAUACGUUAAACAUUAAAGAUGGAAGAGGAAAAAAAUACUGUACCAAAAAAAUACCUAGAGAUGAUAUUAAAACACACAUAAUGAGCUUUCACCCAUUAAACUCGCACUACAGAAGAGAACAUGCACCUUCUAGACUAUAUCUUCCAAGCGACAUUAACAUUACUCUGAUGCAUAAUGAUUUUAAAGAAAAAUUUCCUAAUUAUUCAUGUUCUUAUGAUUUAUACAGAACAGAAGUAAAAAAAAUGAAUAUUGCUUUUACAAAACUGGGUAACGAAGAUUGCGAAAAAUGUGAAGAAUAUUCUUUUCAUAAUACAUCUCAUACGAAACAAUCUUUAGAUAAUGAUUGUGAAACCUGCAAACUAUGGAAAGAUCAUCUAAAAUUCGUGGAAUACACAAGGAUGGCAUACCAAGAGGAUGUUGCAAUUGCAAAUAAUCAAGAACCCAACCAAACUAAUUUUCUAGCAAUUUCUGCUGACCUGCUGAAAGUUAUCAUGUUACCGAGAAUUGACAUGUAUAAGAGGAUCCUCUUUACCAGAAGAAUCAGUGUAUAUAAUGAAAGUUUUGUUUCUCUUGGGUCACAAAAAAAACAUUUUCCGUUGGCAGUUCUAUGGCAUGAAGGUAUAGCAGGAAGAAAGCAGGAAGAAAUUAUUAGUGCAUUUCAUGCGUUUUUCAGUACUAAUAGGGACAUAAACCAAAUUGUAAUGUGGACCGAUAAUUGUACCAGCCAAAACAAAAAUUGGGCAUUUAUAACUUUUUUAAUUUUUCUCAUUAACAGUCAAGAACUUGGUACAGAAAAAAUACAUAUGAAAUAUUUUGAACCUGGACACAGUUACAUGUCAGCAGAUAGCUUUCACCACCAGGUUGAAUUAAGUCUGAAGAAACAGAAAAAAACUUACGAUUUCAGCGAUUUUUCUGCAGCAGUACAAAGUGCAAAUAAAGGCCAUGUAACAGUUAAAUGUCUUAACAUUAAUGAAAUUGCGGAUUGGAAAAACUGUUCUUCGAUUACAAAGAUAAAUAGAUUAAAUCCUAGGCCUUAUUUACGAGACGUUUCCGAAAUGAUAUUUACUAAAGGGAAACUUUCAUUCGAAUACAGAACUUUUGAAAAUAGUGCGUUUACAGAAGUUGAUAUUUUGCAAGAAAGAUUUAAAAAGAAUCCUAAUCUUAUGCGGCCAAAGUUUCGCAAUACGCCGUGCUGGAGCAGGAUGAAACGACAUUAUAGCGAAUACAGUGUUUCUAGUGAUAAUGAGAUGGAACCAUUAGUAAUAGAUAGGGGGCCAUAUUUCGAUAUGAGUGCUGCAAAAAAUGUAACGGCUUUAGUAGGAAAAACGACGUACCUCGGUUGUCGAAUCAGAAAUUUAGGAAAUAGAACGACAACUAUUUUAAAACCUUUUACAAAAAGACAGACCGAUCCAAGGGGCCAAUCAUCCCCUAAACUCAAUUUAAAUGCCUCUGUGGGUAGGAGCGCGAAGGCAUUAUCUACGAGCAUGAGACUGAGUGAGACAGAUUGCGAUGUCAAGGCCCCCUUCGGGCCAACAGCUAAAUUCACUCACAAGUAG
Molecule: messenger RNA, 2577 nt
Organism: Psylliodes chrysocephalus
Lineage: Eukaryota; Metazoa; Arthropoda; Insecta; Coleoptera; Chrysomelidae
Source: the annotation of a GenBank genome assembly